Messenger RNA from Helianthus annuus (common sunflower), 1186 nucleotides. RefSeq names its product protein IQ-DOMAIN 1. The transcript has 6 exons. Gene Ontology annotation, molecular function: protein binding. The coding region runs from base 227 to 1036 and encodes 269 amino acids. The record is from RefSeq and is a predicted model, not a curated record. Lineage: Eukaryota; Viridiplantae; Streptophyta; Magnoliopsida; Asterales; Asteraceae.
UCAAUGUUUGAUGUAAUAAGUGAGCUGCAGUAAUGGGCCAUAGCAAUUGCCAAAAAUACCCCCCAUCCCCACCACCUAUUUCUUCUUCUUGUCUACCCCUUUCUCCAAAUGUUAUUAUUUCAUUUUUGCUCUUGUUUUAGGUUCUUCAUAUUUUGUGGGCAUCCAAGAAACUAAAUUUGGAAAAAAUCUUGAGUUCCUGGAGCAUAAAGCAAGUGCAGCAUCAACAAUGGGAUCUGGGCAUUGGUUGAAAAUUAUAAUCACCUGUAGUAAAGCAAGGAAAUCAAAAUCAAACAAAACGAAGGGUUUUUCUGUACCGGAAUCGUAUAAUUUGGAAUCCCAGCCUCAAGAAAAAUCAAAAGCUACUGUCAAUGACAUUGCUCGUGAGAAUAUGGCUGCAAUUCGGAUCCAGACUGCAUUCAGGGCGUUUAAGGCAAGAAAGGUUUUAAGGCAUUUGAAAGGAGUAUCAAGAUUGCAAACCCUUACACGAGGCGAUUUUGGCAAAAAACAAGCGUCAAACACGUUGACCAAUCUACAAACAUGGACCAAGGUGCAAGCCCAGAUAAGAACGCGCAGAAAACACAUGGUUGAAAAUGGAGGAAUCCGGCGCAAGAAGUUAGAAAGUCAGUUGAAGCUUGAGACUAAGCUCCAUGAUCUAGAGGUGGAGUGGAGUGGCGGUUUUGAUACGAAGGAUGAGGCUCUUGCAAGGAUACAACAGAGAGAAGAAGCAGCAGUAAAGCGUGAGCGCGCUAUGGCAUAUGCCUUCACUCAUCAGUGGAGGCCAAAUUCGAAAUCGAAUUUAGGCCCAAAGGAUUCAAAACUUGCCAAUGCAUAUUGGGACUGGAGUUGGAUGGAUAGAUGGGUUGUUUCUCAGCCAUGGGAAAAGAGAGUCCUGGGUGAGUUGACUCCAAAAAAAGUCAACAGCCCUGCAAACAAAGCCCCUAAAAAAUCACCAAAGAAAACUUUGAGAAACAGAAAGCUAUCUUAUGGGUCAGCCACAAAAGUUGAAGAUGCAAACAACAAGACAGAAACUGCAUGAUGAUCUAAUUUUGAGUUUAUGUGUUGGCAAACAAAUACAUUGCAUCUUGUGUAUAUUUUGUAAAGUUAUUUUCUAUUUAUGUUGUAAAAAGUUGCAGAACAUAAUGUUUGAUUGUCAUUUUUUUCAUAAUGUUAUAGUUUGAUGUGUAAA